AUGACUAGAACAAGUAUAACUCUCAACGUAAACCCUCACACCGAGGUUCAGGCUCAAAGAAAACGCGAGCUUGAAAGCAAACUCGAUGAUGAAGUCGUCAACCUUGAAUUACUACAAACCAGUUUAAAAAAAACUGAUAUGCUGACUGAGAAAAUGCAAACCAUAUUGAGCUCGUUUGACCAGCGACUGUCCAAGCUCGAAACAUUUAUUCUUCCCAUUUACAAAUCAACUCAAAAACUAACAAAAAUGCAUACAAAUAUUGAUUCUGCUCUUGCACAGAUUGAAGGAUUCACUAGCACGCUAUCUGUUAUUAAGCAGCACGAAGCAAUUGUGACCAAAGGACCACAAGGAAUUCCUCUUGCCGUGUAUUUGGAGUCUAUUUCAAAAUUAAAAGAGUCUUUACAGAAUCUUGAAACUACCAAGUACAAAUCAUCCGAGCGCAAAAUACAGGCUCUGAAAGAUACGCUGUGGAAAGGAAUUCGCCAGUUGGACGAAAUGUUUUCUCAAAAACUGCAGGCCGCAAGUGAUGCAAUAGAUCCUAGUGCAUACCAAGUUGACGAUGAUGUUGUGCCAUCGCCCAUCCCAGACGCUCAGCUUUCAGAACUACAUAACCUGGCAAGUGCACUUGCAGAAUCUUUGAUAGAAAUUGGCCCUAUUUCGGCAUUCAUCAAGCAGUAUGAGGAAAUCCGGUCAGCACAUUUGGUAAAAUCGCUCGCUUCUAUAUGCCAGACAACCAAGGAUGAGGAACUCAAAAGCGUGCAUCAGCGUGGAACGUAUCAAAAAGGAUCCAGUUUGCUCACACAAUACGGAAAGAAUCUACUUAUUCUCCUUAAUACUGAGCAUGCUCUCCAUCUUAAAAUCAUCCCAAAGCAUCAUGCGGUUACAACAUUUGCACAAACAAUUGUUUUAUCAGUUGAUGGCUUUCUUGACGCCUGCGAGUCUAUGCUAAAUCGCGUCAGAAGAAAUAUUCAACGUCGGGAUAUCAAUGAUGUAUAUAUGCUGAUUGAUGUCUGGGACGAUCUCUCAAACCUGUUUGGCAAGCAUGUUGGUCUCCUUGCGUAUUGUGGAAAAAAGGGUCAUGAUAUCGAUUUGGUUUUGGCAAAUUGUAGCACAACUGCAAUUUCAUAUUUUAAAGAGGUGUAUGAUGAAUUCAGAGUGGAUUCGGAAAAAAAACAAGCGGCAUUAUCUGUAGAUGGCACAGUUCAUGAAACAACUAGCAAGACAAUCAAUACACUCAAAAGACUGUUGGACUUUUCAUUGGCCAUGGAACAUAUAAUCAUGUCUAGUCAGGGAAAUCCCGGUGCACUUCCCGUCACAUCUUUUCCGGAAUUUGUAUCAAAAAUGAUUGAAGCUCUUGUUACAGAUCUUGAGAUUAAAUCACGAGGGUACAAGAAAUCAACCUUGACUACACUCUUUCUUCUCAAUAAUUUCCACUACAUCCUUAAAGGUCUCAAAAGCUGUAGAUUGGUGGAUAACUUGAAUAGUGAUACUCUUGACAUGGUUGAAAAAUCAAUCAAAAAGCAGUUGGAUGUGUACAGAAGCAGCUGGAUGCCAUUAAUUGAACAUCUUAUGGAUACAACGAAAAUAUCAGACCAAAGGAUUGUCACUAUUCUCUCCAAACCUCAACGCGAGGCUGUCAAGGAGCGAUUCAAAAACUUUAACAAAGACUUUGAUGAAAUGUUCCAAACACAAAAAGCUUAUGCAAUUCCCGAUGUGGAACUUCGUGCCCAAGUUAUAAAGGAAGUUCGGCAAGUUCUUUUGCCCAUGUACAAUCGGUUCUACGAUCGAUACGUUGAGACAGAGUUUUCAAAAAAUAAGGAAAAGUACAUCAAGUAUGACAAGGAUGCAUUGACAGGUGCUUUGGAUAAAUUCUUUGAUGCUUCUUCAGAAUCUAUGGUUGGUAGACAGUGGGGUCGCACUCAAGAAUAG
Messenger RNA from Batrachochytrium dendrobatidis JAM81, 1929 nucleotides. Its product is annotated as GTP-Rho binding exocyst subunit EXO70. Bases 1 to 1929 code for a protein of 642 amino acids. Gene Ontology annotation, biological process: exocytosis. Gene Ontology annotation, molecular function: phosphatidylinositol-4,5-bisphosphate binding. The record is from RefSeq and is a predicted model, not a curated record. The transcript has 12 exons. Lineage: Eukaryota; Fungi; Chytridiomycota; Chytridiomycetes; Rhizophydiales. Gene Ontology annotation, cellular component: exocyst.